Gossypium raimondii (Peruvian cotton) is the source of this 1179-nucleotide messenger RNA. RefSeq lists its product as hypothetical. NCBI's taxonomy places the organism in Eukaryota, Viridiplantae, Streptophyta, Magnoliopsida, Malvales, Malvaceae. Gene Ontology annotation, molecular function: metal ion binding. The record is from RefSeq and is a predicted model, not a curated record. Bases 184 to 1056 code for a protein of 290 amino acids. The transcript is spliced from 3 exons.
UUGUUUUUAAAAGAUAACAUUUAUGGAUUCCAAGAUACAAAUCCCAACACAUGUAACCCCUUUCCUUAUCUCGGAUUAUAGUCCUGGACUUGAGCAUAAAGGCAAAACAACCCAUCUCCUUUUGGAACUUGCUUUCUCUUCUUCUAAGGCCACUAGUUUAUCCUCCACAGCUACACAAAAAAUAUGAAGAAAAUGGAUAUUUUUUGUGCAUCCCAAGCUUCAACAGCCGUAUGUUUAAGCAUGGAUCAAGCAGCUUCCUCCUCUUGUUCCUCCGCAUCCGCCGUCCAACUCGGCGGUCGAGCCAUCGACCGUCACAACCCCAUCAUUCGAGACGCCAAAAGGUUUACCAGAACUCUACCUUCUAACCCUUGUACAUCUCAGCCACCGCCGAUCAAUCCUUUGCCUUACCAUCAGCUUAAGAAGAAUGAAAAAAAGUGUUCAAGCAAGUCAAGCAAUGAUCAUGCAAGAAAGGGUUCUUCUUCUUCUGGUGUGUCAGCUAAGUUGAAUGAUCAUAAGAAGAAGAAGAAGGGUUCGUCUAAGAACAGUACAUCGAAGCCAAGUGAAAUUAAAGAUGCAGAAACUGGUAGGAAAAGCUUUGCCACCAAGGCGGUUGAUUUCGUCACCCCUCCUGGUUCCACUAGGUAUCUAUUGGGUGAUAAUAAUAAUUCUGGGUUUUUCGAUGGAAGACCGGAUUAUGAUCCAGUUUGGGCAUUGGUCCCUGCUGAAACAAGCAAGAUUCAAGCCAUAAAACAAGAUCAAUCCAUUGUUUCAAAACCUUCUUCAUCAUCUCCCCCAGAGAAACCUUCUAAAGACCAGGUAGUGGUUUUAAGAGUGUCAUUACACUGCAAAGGCUGUGAAGGAAAACUGAGGAAACAUUUAUCAAGAAUGGAAGGUGUUACAUCAUUCAACAUCGACUUCGCAGCUAAGAAGGUGACAAUCGUUGGAGAUGUAACGCCAUUAGGGGUAUUGGCUAGUGUUUCAAAGGUAAAGAGUGCACAGUUUUGGACAUCCACCAUGCCUGUUGCUGCUUCGUCUGCAAAUAUGACAAACAAGUAGAGCUUGUCUCUAUUAUGAACUCUGAAUGGGAACAAAACUAAAGAAAAAUAAACUAGAAUUGGCUUGUGGAACUGUGUUGUUUUUUUAGUUAUCUGUAAAUGAUGAAACUUUGUAUUUGAUGAA